This is a messenger RNA of Arabidopsis thaliana (thale cress), 1764 nucleotides long. RefSeq names its product S-adenosyl-L-methionine-dependent methyltransferases superfamily protein. Lineage: Eukaryota; Viridiplantae; Streptophyta; Magnoliopsida; Brassicales; Brassicaceae. Gene Ontology annotation, cellular component: membrane; endomembrane system. The record is from RefSeq and is marked reviewed. The transcript is spliced from 2 exons. Gene Ontology annotation, molecular function: methyltransferase activity. The coding region runs from base 147 to 1379 and encodes 410 amino acids.
AUGUCGGCGAUUUCUUUCACUCUCCAGUAAACUUCACCAAGUCUCUUCUGCUGAAAUCACGAUCCAAUGAAGAAGAUCCAAGUUAUAUAGUGAGACCUCAAACCUUAGCUUGAGCUCUGCUUCUUCUCUCUUUCACUGCAUUGAAGAUGGGAUCUGUAUCUUUAAAGAUCGGCGAUGGAACAGCCAGAUUCCGACGAACAUCAAUUUGUUCAUCCGCCGUGAACCUCCUCAUGCUCUUCUCCGUCGUCACCACAAAUCUCUUCGCCUUAUACGCGUUCUCCUCUCAUUCCCAAGCAAACUCGCCACUUCUCCACAGCUCCAACAAUAUCUCACUCGUUUCUCAACAUCUCUCUUUGAUUCUCCGAGAAAUCGAUUCGUCUCAACGCAAGCUUGCUCAGAUGGAGAAACAGAUGCUUGGUUACGAAUCUAUUGAUAUCUCUCGACCUAACAUUGUUCCUGAGCUCAAAUUGUUCCUCCAGCGUCAUCAGCUUCCUUUAGGGAAAGAUUCGCGUACCGGGAUCACUGAAAUGGUGUCUUCCGUUGGACAUUCUUGUGGGAAAUCUACGGAUUUGCUUUCUCAGUAUAUGUCAUAUAAGGUGUUUGAUAGAUGUCCUGAUGAUUGGAGUCUUGGCCAGAAGUUGAUUCUUCGUGCUUGUGAGCCGUUGCCGCGGAGACGGUGUUUGGCGAAAACGGUGCAGAAGCAAGAUUUGAGUAAGUCUCCUGAUUCGUUAUGGAGAUCUGUUAGUAACAAGAGUGUUAAUUGGAGUGGACUUGGUUGCAAGAGUUUUGAUUGCUUGAAAGGUAAGAAACUUAGCAAGGAAUGUGUUGGUUGUUUCGAUUUAGGGGUUGAGAAAGAUAGGUUUGUGAAGGUUAAGGGGAAGAAUGAUUUCUUGAUUGAUGAUGUGUUGGGUUUAGGAAGUGGGAAAAUUCGAAUCGGGUUCGAUAUUAGCGGUGGAUCAGGGACUUUCGCAGCGAGAAUGGCUGAGAAGAACGUGACUGUAAUCACUAACACUUUGAAUAAUGGUGCUCCGUUUAGUGAGUUUAUAGCUGCGAGAGGGCUCUUUCCGUUGUUCUUGAGCUUAGACCAUAGAUUUCCUUUUCUUGACAAUGUGUUUGAUCUUAUUCAUGCUUCUAGCGGAUUAGAUGUUGAGGGUAAAGCGGAGAAGCUAGAGUUCUUGAUGUUCGAUCUUGAUCGGGUUUUGAAACCCCGUGGAUUGUUCUGGUUGGAUAACUUCUAUUGUGCUAAUGAUGAGAAGAAGAAAGAACUUACACGUAUGAUUGAGAGGUUUGGGUAUAAGAAGCUUAAAUGGGUUAUUGGAGAGAAGGCUGAUGCACAAGUUUAUCUCUCAGCUGUUCUGCAAAAGCCAGUGAGAGCUUGAUCGGGAAUGCAAAAGGAAGUUCGUAAUGGUAAGACCGACCAUAAGAGUAAAACUCUCUAUUUAUAGUUACAUUUGAUCAUAGGUUAUAAAUUUGGAGGUCAUUAGGUGAUAUUUAUUCCAGAGAAGAAGAAUAAGCAAUUAUAUAUUUACCAGGGCAAUUGGAGAAAAUCAUUUGUAAAAGUUUUUCAGUAUAAUGUGUUGAAAUUUUGUCGAUUAUUAUUACUACUUUUCUGUUAUAAUAUCCAUAUAUACCAUACAAAUAAAAAUGAGUACCAUUAAUUGUGUUUUUGUUAUACCUGAAAUAAAUUCUCCUCAUGCAACCAAAGCCAGAUGCAAGAAAUGCCGAAAAUAGACAACAAAAUCAGAGUACAAAGUUAUUUUUUAU